GUUUCCCUUCCCCCGCUCGGCCCGGCUAGCCCCGGCGGCCGCUUCCGCGAUGCAGUCGCGCGCUCUGUGCGGGGCCCCGGGGCGCCGGGUACGGCUGCUGCUGCGGCACGUGCUGCGCCCCGGGCUGCGCCCCGGGCCCCGCGCGCGGCACGGCUCAGGUGAUACUGUCACUAUUGGAGAUGUGUCUUUUAAACUCAAAACACCUAAGAACCCAGAACUUGUUCCACAGAACUACAUGACAGAUUCUUUGGCCCAGUCUGUAGUCCACCAUUUAAGAUGGAUAAUGCAGAAAGAUCUUCUUGGCCAAGAUGUCUUUCUUAUUGGUCCUCCUGGGCCUCUCCGUCGAUCCAUUGCCAUGCAGUAUCUGGAACUAACAAAGCGGGAGGUUGAAUAUAUCGCACUGUCGAGAGACACCACAGAAACUGACCUCAAACAGCGACGAGAGAUCCGAAGUGGCAGUGCUUUUUAUCUUGAUCAGUGUGCAGUUCGUGCAGCUACUGAAGGCAGAAUCCUUGUGCUGGAAGGUUUGGAGAAGGCUGAGCGGAACGUCCUGCCAGUGUUAAAUAAUUUGCUGGAGAAUAGGGAAAUGCAGCUUGAAGAUGGUCGUUUUCUCAUGUCUGCAGAGCGUUAUGACAAACUUCUGCAGGAUCAUACAAAAUCAGAGUUAGAUUCAUGGAAGAUUGUUCGGGUUAGUGAAGAUUUUCGAGUGAUAGCGUUGGGCCUGCCAGUACCUAAAUACUCUGGUAACCCUUUGGAUCCGCCUCUUCGCUCUCGAUUUCAAGCUAGAGAUGUUUAUCAUCUGCCUUUUAAGGACCAUCUUCAGCUAUUAUAUUCUAUUGGAUCAAACUUUUCCACAGAAAGAAUUUCUCAGCUCCUGUCUUUUGCUACAACUCUCUGCUCUCAAGAGUCUUCUACGUUGGGACUUCCAGAUUUUCCUUUAGACAGCUUAUCAACUGCAGUUCAGAUUUUGGAUUCCUUUCCUAUGAUGUCAGUCCAGCAUGUUAUUGACCGACUUUACCCCUAUAAUGUUUUCCUUGGAAAGGAAGGCAGGACUGCAGUCAAAGAUGCGUUGAAACGUUUUGAGCUUCAAGAUUCCAAAAGCCGCUUUCUUCCGAGAAGGAUUACAAAAGUAGAAAGUACACAUGGCAACAAACCCUUCAAGGCUGAUGUAACUGUUCAGAUUGGUGAAAAAGAAGUGACAUUCCAGGUUCCAGCUGGGACUGGGCUAUUAAAAGAGCGUCCUCGAUCAGAUAAUUUCAUAAGGACUUCCAGCCAUAAUCAACUGUUGGCAGAAAUGAUGCAGUCCCAUAUGGUUAAAGAUAUGUGUCUAAUUGGCGCAAAAGGCUGUGGCAAAACAGUUAUUGCUAAGCAGUUUGCUGAUAUGCUGGGAUACAGCAUAGAACCUGUCAUGCUGUACCAGGACAUGACUGCUAGAGAUUUGCUGCAGCAAAGGUAUACUCUUCCUAAUGGAGACACUGCUUGGAGACCAUCACCACUUGUUACUGCUGCCCUGGAAGGAAAGCUUGUUGUUCUUGAUGGUAUUCAUCGAAUUAACCCUGGCACUCUAGCUGUACUUCAAAGACUAAUACAUGACAGAGAACUGACUCUCUAUGAUGGCACCAGGUUGUUAAGGGAAGACAGAUAUCAAAAAUUAAAAGAAGAAUUACAGAUCUCUGAUGAGGAACUACAGGAAAGGUCUAUAUUUCCUAUCCAUCCUUCUUUCAGAAUAGUGGUCUUAGCAGAACCCCCUGUCAUUGGAAGCAGUACCCAACAGUGGCUGGGUCCAGAGUUUCUGACACUGUUUCUUUUUCAUAAUGUUCAGUCUUUAAGCAAAAGUGAAGAAAUUCAAGUUAUUAAAGAAAUGAUUCCAAAUGUACCCAGUGUUGCUGUGGAGCAAUUGUUGUCAUUAACACACAAGCUUCGGGAGACAAAUGACACCACGGCACAAUCGCUGGCUUCAUCUUUAUCUACUCGACAACUACUGCGAAUUUGUCGUCGACUGUCACAACAUCCAGAUGAAAGCCUUUACUAUGCUGUUAAUAAAGCCUGCCUUUCCAGGUUUUUGCCAAACCUUGCCAGAUCAGCUUUACAUAAAACCCUGCAGGAUUCUGGUAUUGAGACAAGUCAAGAUGACGUGAACAAACUGGAGGAAAAGGAUUACACAUGUGAAAUAAAGGAUGGGAUUCUGAGGAUAGGGUCUGUGAUGAUGCCAGUUUAUAACUCAGCCGAGAAAAUGAAGGUGCCUGAUGUUUUGUUUUAUGAAAAUGCACAACACAUGAUGGUAAUGGAAGAUAUGCUAAAGGACUUUCUGCUGGGAGAACAUCUUCUUUUAGUUGGCAAUCAGGGCGUUGGGAAAAAUAAGAUUGUGGACAGAUUUCUUCACCUUUUAAACAGGCCCAGAGAAUAUUUGCAGCUUCAUAGGGACACCACUGUACAAAGCCUUACCCUACAACCUUCUGUUAAAGAUGGUCUUAUUAUAUAUGAAGAUUCACCACUGGUAAAAGCAGUGAAAUUCGGACAUAUUUUGGUAAUUGAUGAGGCAGACAAAGCACCAACAAAUGUUACCUGUGUCUUAAAAACUUUAGUAGAAAGUGGGGAAAUGGUUUUGUCAGAUGGAAGGCGAAUUGUUGCUAAUCAUGCUCAUGUGGAGGGGAGAGAAAAUGUGAUAGUUAUUCAUCCUGAUUUUAGAAUGAUAGUUUUAGCAAAUAGACCUGGAUUUCCUUUCUUGGGUAAUGACUUUUUUGGCACAUUAGGGGACAUUUUUAGUUGCCAUGCUGUUGAUAAUCCCAAACCACAGUCGGAACUGGCUAUGCUUAGACAAUAUGGUCCUGAUGUUCCAGAGCCAAUUCUUCAGAAACUGGUGGCUGCUUUUGGAGAACUGAGGAGCUUAGCUGACCAAGGAAUUAUUAACUACCCCUAUUCAACUAGAGAAGUUGUGAAUAUUGUAAAACAUUUACAGAAAUUUCCAGCGGAAGGACUGGCAAAUGUUGUCCGAAAUGUAUUUGACUUUGACUCCUACAACAAUGAAAUGCGUGAAAUUUUAAUCAACACUUUGCACAAACAUGGGAUACCUAUUGGAGCAAAACCGACCAAUGUACAGCUGGCCAAGGAACUGCCAUUACCAGAUCAUAAAUUUAUGGGCUACUGGAAAAUCGAUCAGCUGGGGAAUGCAGGACAGAAACUGCUGUGUCCAACAGAAACUAAAAAAAUAGAUGUAAAGGGCCCUGUAUACUUAAAUAUUCAAGAAUUUCCACUGGAACGACAUGAAGCCAGAUCCCUCAGUUUUACAGAAGAACUCGCUUUUUGGACACUGCCUUUACAUGACGUUAACUUAGUUUGUGAUGUCAUGGUAACAAAAGAAGAGGAAGCUGAAAACGUUCUUUAUGUUACAACGUGUAAUCCCGUUUCCUUGUACUUCAUGAACGUUUCUAGUAAGAGUGGACACUUUGUGGAUCUUUAUGACCUCUUCCCAAGAACAGUUGGAAGUGUCUGGCAACCUUUUGUGACUGUGGCUCCCCUGGGAAAUCCACUUAAAGGUCAAGUGGUUCUACAUGAAGCGGAGAGCAAUGUUGUGUUGUUGCUGGAUACAAACAAUGGUGCCCUUCGCCGACUUUUGCUCUUACCGGAUACUCAAGAGUCUCCUAAGAGAACAUCUUGGUGGGGCAGCAAAGAAGAGAUGAGCAACUACAAAAUGUGUCGAGAGUUUUCACACAAAAACUGGCUGGUGUUCUACAAAGAAGAAGGAAACUGCCUUAUUGUACUGGAUGUAUUAGAGGGUCAAACUCAUACCAUCUCACUUCCUAUCAAUCUGAAAUCUGUUUUCCUGGUGGCUGAAGACCGAUGGCUCUUGGUAGAAAACAAAACAAAUCGGAAAUUUCUUUUAACCAAGCGUGCCCAUAUGGAAGCUGAAGACAGUGAGGUUUGCCAGCUGUAUGCAUUGAGUGAAGAGCUAGCCGACAUGGGAUUUGGCUUAACAACGGGGUCAGAACUGUCUGUGCCGCAUGCAGUUUCGAGUGACCAGCUAUCUUCAGAAAACCUCAGUGCAGCUGUGGGACAAAAGAUCAGCUCCCCCAACAGGAUUUUCUCGGAUGAACAUAAUUAUGCUACUAUUGUUAUUGGUUUCCCAGACCUCUUGUCUCCCAGUGAAGUGUAUAGCUGGAAACGAAACUCCUCUCUGAGUGGCAAACGUGCUUCUCCUUCUGAUCCAUUUUAUUAUGGAUCCCAGAGGAAAACAGGAGCUGCAAAACAAACCAAUUGUGUAACUUUAUUGGCUUCUAAUCAAAUAGUCAGAAUUUUAGCACCUGGAGAUGUGCCUUUGAAAGACAUUUAUCCAAAAGAUGUUACUCCUCCACAAGCUUCUGGAUACUUGGAAGUAACAGACCUUAACUCAAAGAAAAUCAAAUACAUUGCAAUUCCUAGAUCACAGUCUCUCUCUCCUUAUACAUCUUGGCUGUCUAAGAUCUCAGAUGCCGAUGCCUUGUUGGCACCACUGGGCAAAGUAGGUUUGGUGAGUGUGGACAUGGGAGGCGGUGUGAGGCUUUGGGAGACCGGGCUGGACAGCCUCAUGCGGUCACUGCAGGACUGGAGGAACAUGAUUGGCCAAGAAGAUGGUCGUCCAGUGCAGAUAACCAUCCAGAGAGACAGUGGUUUGGAUGUCAGUUCCCCCAAACAUGGAAAAGUGGAUCCAGCCAACAUGCCGCAUGUUGGUGGAAAUACUUGGGCUGGCGGAACAGGUGGGAGAGACACUGCUGGGUUAGGUGGCAAAGGUGGACCAUAUCGACUGGAUGCUGGCCAUCGGGUUUACCAAAUAUCUCAAGCUGAAAAGGAUGCUGUUCCUGAGGAGGUAAAGAGAGCUGCUCGAGAGAUGGGUGAAAAGGCCUUUAAACAGAGAUUGAAAGAGAUUCAAAUGAGUGAAUAUGAUGCAUCAACUUAUGAAAGGUUCUCUGGAGCGGUCCGACGUCAAGUUCAGUCACUCCGCAUCAUCUUAGAUAAUCUGCAGGCCAAGGGUAAAGAAAGACAAUGGCUGAGACAUCAAGCUGUUGGAGAGCUAGAUGAUGCCAAAAUCAUUGAUGGGCUGACUGGAGAAAAAGCCAUAUAUAAACGACGGGGAGAACUUGAGCCACAACCUGGGAGCCCCCAGCAGAAACCUAAGCGUUUGCGCCUGUUGGUGGAUGUUUCCGGUAGCAUGUACCGCUUUAAUGGGGUGGAUGGACGGCUGGAACGCUCCAUGGAGGCUGUCUGCAUGGUCAUGGAAGCUUUUGAGAAUUAUGAGCACAAAUUCAAGUACGAUAUUGUUGGACAUUCAGGAGAUGGGUAUAACAUUGCCUUGGUUGGGAGUGACAAACUUCCCAAGGACAAUAAGCAAAGACUGGAGAUCCUUAAGACCAUGCAUGCCCAUGCUCAAUUCUGCAUGAGUGGAGACCAUACCUUGGAAGGGACAGAGCAUGCCAUUCGUGAAAUCACCAAGGAAGAGGCUGAUGAGUAUUUUGUUAUCGUCUUGAGUGAUGCAAAUCUUGAGCGAUACGGUAUUCAGCCAUCAAGGUUUGCCCAGGCUUUGACCACCAAUACUCAAGUCAAUGCAUUUGCCAUAUUUAUAGGAUCUUUAGGAGACCAGGCAGACAGGCUGCAGAGGAUGCUGCCAGCAGGUCGGUCUUUUAUCGCCAUGGAUACCAAAGAGAUCCCCCAGAUUCUGCAGCAAAUCUUCACAUCUACCAUGUUGUCAAGUGCCUAAACAUCACUGAUGUCACAGGGCGUGAUUUCAAAGAAGAAACCCACUCCCGGUGGAGAUAUGAACCCUAAAGCUGAGGAUAAAUACAGUUAUUAAUAAAAUACAUGUUGUUUUCUAAUCAGCAAACCAACACAAAUCUGCAUGGCAAAGAAUUGCGGUGGGGCGGAGGUAAAUUGCAGAAUGGCAACAGAGCAAAUGUUUUUUCCGGAGGGACAAAUAAAUAAAGGACAAUUAGUGAUCAUUCCUCUGCCUGCUGUGCUGCCAGCAUUAUGGUAUCAUCUCACCCUGUAAACAUGGUUCACUGGGAUUUCAUAAUAUUAUGCAAGGCAGAGCCAGGCAAUCUGUUUCAGUGUUUUGCUUGCAUAUGUUUGAAUAGGUAGCAAACUGCAUCUCUGAUUGAAACAGGACUGCUCUUGUCAGGCAGGAAACCCUUCCUUCUUCCGCUGUUGCUUUCAUGUCCUGACGAGCAUCGAGGCUUCACUGUUGGAUGCUGGGAACAAUGGAGCAGUUUGGAAACACUGACCAUGACAUGUAAACAUUCAUUAUCUGAUCAGAUACGGUGUUCAGGGUUGUCAGACCUAGAGAAAGUAGCUGUUAAGAAGGGAAAAAAAAAAACCCAAAAUAGCUUCUUUCAAUUCAGCCUAUGAAAAGUAAGGGGAAAGGGUCAAAACGGUCUGAAGAAACCAACUGUCUCUGUUUCCAAGGAGGAACUACUGCUGUGUCUCCUUUGCAUGACCGAUGAUGCUGUCCUGCUGCACUGUUGCACAGAGCUCUUCUGUGAUCUGUUCUGCUUUGGUCUUUUGAAGAUGAAACUGGAGGAAAGAUCUUGGCAUGAGAAAAUGAGUUCUUUUUUAUAAAGGAAAAGGAAAAAUAUCUAUUUUUAUUUUAGCAAGAUAUCUGUGUUGGGGUAUAUUUAAUAUCCGGGGUAGUUGUAAAGACUUCCUCUAUUAUUCAUCAGCUGGUGUUUGCGUUGUCCCAUGAGGCAAUGAUCCCUCUAUAUCUACUGAAGAAUUGAUGUCUUGUAGGAGCACAGGAGUACUGAAAGUGUACUGAGAAUUGAAAGUGUGGUUUAACUAAGCAGGAGGGUGUGCAUCAUCGCUGAUCUCUGUUGGUAUUAAUUUGUGGGUAACUGAGUAGAAAGAAAGUCAAGGAACAGUACAUAUAAAAAUCUGAAGGAACUGCAAUACUUCACUUCUAAUAUUUCUCUUAAUCCCAUAGUUGCUCAAACCUCGCUGUGACUGUUGUAUUUGGAGAAGAGGAGACAAAUUAAAUUUGAUCUUGUUAAAUACAACCAUAGGUGUUUUAAAUGAUGUAGUUUCUGGUGGUCAUUCUUUACUCCAUCAGUCCUGCAACAAAAAUCUUUCCAAGGCAUCAAAAAUGUCCCAUAUUUAGGAUGUGUUUUGAAGCCUGGCCAGCUUCAAGACUCUGUAUGGCAAGAGAAGACGGAAGACGUUUUUCAAAGGCUUGUUAGUAUUGUUAUGAUAACUAUAUAUGUGAAAACAAAGAGGUUGAAGAUGCAAUUCCUGUUUGGAGAGAAGGGAAUUGGGAGGAGAAUGUUGGGAAGGUUAUCGCUGGCUGGACAAACACAUGUACACGCACAUGCACAUGGGUGCAGCUACAGAGGGGAAGUAAGCUUCAAAAUGUAAAUAUCUUGGUCCUGUAAACAUAUGACGAGAUACUAGAUGCAAUAAAGAACUGACAUAUUAAUGUCUAUUAGUGAAUAUGGUUUUAUAUGGGAAUUUCUUCAGCGCCUCUGCUUUAAUUGCAAGUAGCCCUUCAAAAAAGAAGCAUUUUAUCACAGUUAAUUAGCAAAUAUUCUGUACACUUUGUAGAGUACUUGAGUGGAUAAGCUUUCUCACAUUGGAUUUACAUGCAGUUGUAUUUAUAUAAUACUGUUAUAUUUAUUAUAGAAAAAUACCCACAUUAUUUAAGGUAAACUUUAAGGUAAAUCUAAUUUUAAACCUUUUGUUUUAUUAUUCCUGUAAGUUGUAUUUCAUGCCAGACUAUUUAAAGUUACCUUUCCGUACUUUUUGUUUUUUAAAUUUCUUUCAGGAGAUAUCUGUUGUGUUUCAGUUCAUGUUUCAUGGUCCCGCAGGAUACAGCCAUGUCUGGGGCCAGACCUGGGUAGGAGAGUGUCUGGGAGAGGCUGGAAGCAGUUCUCAGUAAACUUGGAGAGAAAGGGAGAAUAAUUGAAUGAAAUAUCUUUCCCGUUCAGAAGGAGGGAGUUUGGGUUUUGUUUUUAACAAUGCUUCAUUGCAGAGCAUAUUCAACCCCGCAGCAUCUCUCUAAAUUGUAACAGUUCAGGGCAAAGUUUUCCCCAGGCUGUGCGUCUCUCACCUGCUUUAAUGCCCAUCCCUGCCACAGGGAAAUCAAACCAGCACUGCUUUUUCCUGUCUUGCAAGGACUGGCAGUGUUAUUUCACUGCUCAGAAAUUCAGCAAAUACUCCUCCUUUAUGUCCCUUGAACUUGCAGAGCUUCUUAAUAUGCAUUUAUUUUUAAUUAGUAAAAUGCUUAAGAGUAAUGUGGCUUGAUUUAACCAACAGCAGUGACUGCUCUCAUUGCAAUGCAUGCACCAGGGUUGUGGCUCACUCAUUCUUGCUGAAUGCAUGUCAAAGUAUUUUUCGUCUCUUCUCACAAUUUAUUAAGGCACUUUUGCACGCACCGGUUUUUAUGAAAAGGCACUGUUUCGGUGAAUGGAUAGAGCUGCUGGUUGGGGUGAGUCCUGACCUAUUGCUAAUGCUUUAAUAGCAUUAGUCACAUCAGCAGCAGUGAUUUUAACUACCUCUUGUAAAGCAGAUGCUCUGUGUGUUCAUGCUCACUCUCUGAUUAGUAACAAUACAAAGUCACUUAGGAUUAUUACUUACUGAGGUGCAAAAAAAAUACAGAAAGCCCAGGCAGGUGUGAUUUCAGUCAGAGCAAAGCCCAUUUGAUAUUUAGAGACAUAAGCAGCCUCAUGCAGCUACAUGUAAACGUGACGGGUUAGCAUGAAGUGCAACAAGAGUUAGGAGGGACUUAUAAUCUUGGACUCCAGCUAUGGGGUUCUUUUCCCCCCCACUUCUUUGUUUUACUGACACCAGGUGCCAAACAUGAUUGUGAAUGUUGUGCUACAGCUUGUCCAUUAGCCUAAUAAAAUUAAGACUGAAGAUCCUAGUCGCUGAUCAAAUAUACUGAUGUUGCGUUCCAGCAAACAAGCGAACAACAGGAGAUUGAGACACUGUAUGACGUGAAAAAACAAACCAAAAAAAGAACCCCAAUGCCUACUUGAGAGCACAGGUAAGAGAUGCAAGAAUAAUAGAGGUUUUCUUUAUCUAUAUAGUUAAGAUUUUUUAAAAGUAGACAUUACAAAAAAAUAUUAAAAUAGUUGGACAAUAAGAAACCAAGCAAUUGUCGUAUGUUGGCUGUUGCACAUUAUGGUGUUUAUUAAUAAUAAUGUCCCUGUAAAAAUGA
Messenger RNA from Cuculus canorus (common cuckoo), 9175 nucleotides. It is a transcript of the gene VWA8, whose product is annotated as von Willebrand factor A domain containing 8. The record is from RefSeq and is a predicted model, not a curated record. Gene Ontology annotation, molecular function: ATP binding; ATP hydrolysis activity. Gene Ontology annotation, cellular component: cytoplasm. The transcript is spliced from 45 exons. The coding region runs from base 50 to 5731 and encodes 1893 amino acids. NCBI's taxonomy places the organism in Eukaryota, Metazoa, Chordata, Aves, Cuculiformes, Cuculidae.